This is a messenger RNA of Aspergillus versicolor CBS 583.65, 1011 nucleotides long. RefSeq lists its product as uncharacterized. The transcript is spliced from 2 exons. NCBI's taxonomy places the organism in Eukaryota, Fungi, Ascomycota, Eurotiomycetes, Eurotiales, Aspergillaceae. Gene Ontology annotation, molecular function: 3-beta-hydroxysteroid 3-dehydrogenase (NADP+) activity. The coding region runs from base 1 to 1011 and encodes 336 amino acids. The record is from RefSeq and is a predicted model, not a curated record. Gene Ontology annotation, cellular component: lipid droplet; mitochondrial outer membrane; endoplasmic reticulum membrane.
AUGAAUGGAACAGUUAUAAUCACUGGCGCAAACGGCUCUUUAGCUCUCGGCUUCGUCGAGUCCUUCCUGAACUCUUACCCCGAGCAUACCCUCAUCGCCACCGUGCGGAACGCCUCUCCUGAAACAGACUCGAAUACUGCCAAACUGGUGCAACUUAUUGCCAAAUAUCCACAAGCAAAUUCCAAGGUUGAAGGCCUUGAUCUCGGCAGCCUGGCAGCGGUGCGCUCGUUCGCCGACAAUCUGGCGGCAAGGAUAUCCUCAGAGGAGCUCCCACCCAUAUCAGCCAUCAUCUGUAACGCAUUCACCUGGUCCCUCCAGACGGGUCAAAAGUUUACAUCCGAUGGCCUCGAGGCAACAUUCCAAGUUAGUCAUCUGUCACACUACCUCCUCAUCCUGAAGCUGCUUGGAAGUAUGGAUCGUACCUCCGGACGGGUCGUCAUGUUGGGUUCGGCGGUGCAUUACCCAGAAAAAGCGAAUCCGCUGUCUUCUUUGCGAGCUGGUAUCCCGGAGAAUGUUGAGGAGCUUAUCAAGCCUACUCCGGAUCCCCCGGCCCUUGUUCAUGAUAGAGGAUUCCAGAGGUAUGGGACGGCCAAGCUGGCGAACGUUAUAUUCACAGAAGAUCUCAAUAAAAGGCUCCAAAAGGACCCUAAUCUAUCAAACAUAACAGUGCUGGCCAUGGACCCAGGCGGCCUCGUCGCGUCCAGAGCACAAUCAGGCCAGAAGGCAUCUGUCCAGCGCGUAUUCUCGGUUCUCAACUUCCUCAUGCCCGUUUUAAAACAUGUAACGACCGCACUUCGCACCAACAAGGAUUCUGGUCGAGAUCUGGUGGCUGUCAGUGUGGAUCCGGCUUUUCACGGGAAGCGCGGGUAUUAUAUUGGGCAGAAAGCUGACAGUCCAGCUGAGGCUAGUCGGAAUUCUGAUGUACACAAAAAUCUCUGGAAUGCAUGUUGGGAAUGGGCGGGUCUUACGCCGGGCGAGACAGCUCUUACCAAUGCGGCGCCGGGGCAGUAG